AUGUGGCCAUUUUGCUUUGGGGCCUUCCAAACCAUGUCCGGCCUACUGCUUCGUGUCAGCAAGAACUCUGCCAACUUCGUGGUCAAGCUCAGCAGCGGAAGGCUGCAAUGGACAACGCAAGUCGAUGUGUCGGCGGCGCCAGCUGAGAAGCCCAGAUGCGCGCGAGAAUUCGCAGGGAUCGCUUGCAACAUCCGCGUCUUCCAAAAUGAAAGCUAUGAUGGCCUUUGCCCUCUGCACAUGACCACUGCGCCUUUGUGCAAGGGUAUCAUCUUUGCCGCCGCGGAAGAGCAUUGGUGGCGCUGUGGCAGUGGAUUCGCAGAUUGUGACUCCUGGUUCACCACCAAGUUUGCUGUCCAGAACAUCUACGAGGCGGAGCUUGCGGACUUGAUCGUAGAUGGCCUGUCCGUCCUCUUUGGCCUCGUCCUGCUAUGCUGCCGAUACACGGACAAAGACAACCGCCGCCUCGUGUACGUCCCCCUGGCAAUGACAGUGGGCUUCAUGGCUGACAUCGUGCUCGAAGCCCGGGUGGUAUUCUCUGCCAUGGCGGCUACGGGUGUGCUUGAAAACUACAAGGCGUCCUUUUGCUUCAGCAUUGGAGACGGAUAUGCUACCAUCGUGAAGCUCGAAGAUAUGUUGGGCACGAUUUCGACCCUUGCCACGGUCAACAUUUUGGUUGCCUGCGUCGGAGGCUUUGUCGAGGUCUUCGAUGUGUGCCGGGAGGCUCGAGGCAAGGGCCCUGCCGGCUGGCCUUUCUUCGUGACGAACAUGGCCGCUUUGUGUGAGCUGAUCUUGGGAGUGGGCAGCUUCGCCAUGAACACCGUGCAGUUCCGAGGGGAGCUGGAGGCCAUCGAGGACGCUGCGCUCAACCUCCAGCAGCUGGAGGAGGGCCACCUGUGCUACCACCUCAAUGAGCUCAUGCCACGGCCCGAGGCUGUUGGCAUGAGGAUGCUGGAGCCACUGUGGAUUGCCAUCCCCGGCGGGCUCGUCAUAGUGUGCUUCUUCCUGGCCUGCUGCUUUUCGGCGUUGUGUGGGCCAGGGCCACGCUCCAAAGAGCGGCCUCGCACGUCGGAGUGA
Messenger RNA from Symbiodinium natans, 1074 nucleotides. The record is from the annotation of a GenBank genome assembly. NCBI's taxonomy places the organism in Eukaryota, Dinophyceae, Suessiales, Symbiodiniaceae.